GUAGAGGGAGGAUCAAAAGAGGAGAGGACGAUGAUGGCCGGGCUAAGCGGACGCGCCAUCAAUCUCGCACGAAAUCUCGAUCACGUCCCCCUCCACCCCGCCAUCGCCAUCUUGAUAUCUCCCGCCGUCGCCUCGGGCAAUGCACCACACUCCCUGGACAAAGAUCCCCUCGAGCUCCCUCCCCUCCGACAGCAUCCCCCCCGCGAACGCCAGGCAGUCCCCCUCCCCCGCGACCGUCGGCGGCAAGGGCAAGCGCGAAGUCCGCAGGCUCCAGAAGCUGCACGAUGCUCUCAAGGGCUCGACCGGGAGAGAGAAGGACCCAAAGGGCGGGUGCUUCUGUCAAGGUACGUCCUCCCCUUCUGCGCUCGCGUCUUCUUCGCAUCGAAACACCCGCAGCGCGCAUGCACGCUCUAUCGCCGUACACACCCAUCUGCCGCCACUGCGGCCUCAUCCUCUGCGCGCUCCACCACCCUUCCUACGCCUGCCCCUCCUGCGCGGCCCCGCUCCUAACCCCGCCCGCACGCGCCGCCCUCCUCCGCACGAUCGACACCCAGAUAGCCGACACCCUCGCGCACGAAGCGGCCGAGCGCGCUCGUGCGCUCGAGGAAGCCCGCACCGCCGCGGGCGCGUUCCCCGCGCUGUCUGCCCUCACAACUAAAAUCGCCGCCUCCGACGCACUCGUCGCGCACCCCGUGAACCAGUCGCACAAGGUCCUCUCGCUCAAUGCAAAGACGAAGAGGGUCACCGUGGCUUCGUACCCGUCUACGCCUGCCAUCUCCCGUUCGGCGUCGCGCGAGCGGCAGAAGGGAAAGGAAAAGGAAGAGCAGGAGACGCGCGUCCCGCCCCCGCCCAAGGAGGUCCCGCAUGUGAGUAGCGAUGCGCUGGACCCGCUCCGGCCCUGGGCGAACCUGCGCGGCGGGUGCGUGACCUACGUCCCUCUGCCGAAGGCGAGCGAGAGCGGCGCAUCCAAAGGCAGCUCGAGAAGGAGGGGAAGGGGGAAAGGACAUGGGUCUGGUACGCGAAUAGAGAAGAAGGAGAAUCAGUAGCGGGCAACGUGACUCGCCCUUCCUACGUAUGUAUGGUAGGACGGGCCCCCUCGAACGGCAGCGGCUCAUUAGGAGCUGGCUGAUGCUGCCAUUAUCCC
This is a messenger RNA of Laetiporus sulphureus 93-53, 1144 nucleotides long. RefSeq lists its product as uncharacterized. The coding region runs from base 285 to 1046 and encodes 253 amino acids. The record is from RefSeq and is a predicted model, not a curated record. Gene Ontology annotation, biological process: regulation of DNA-templated transcription. The transcript has a single exon. Gene Ontology annotation, cellular component: nucleus. Gene Ontology annotation, molecular function: zinc ion binding. NCBI's taxonomy places the organism in Eukaryota, Fungi, Basidiomycota, Agaricomycetes, Polyporales, Laetiporaceae.